AUGCUCUCGCCGUCCUGCCAACCCGGGGCCGCUUCGGAAAAGGGCCUCUCCAACGGCGACUGCGACGGCAAGCCGGCAACAUCGUCGCCGCAUCCGCCGCACAUUUCCCUCGACAAGGAUCACCUCGACGAGAAGCGCGUCGAUGUCGUCGCAGAGGAGACAAGCUCGCUCGCCAGCGACGAGCACGUCAUCACCACCGGCCAGGACGUGUCCGACAUGCUCAUCAGCGACCGCGACGACGGCGACGCGUGCUGGACGCUGCGCAGCGUCCUCCUGAGCCUCGUCGGCGCCUCGUUCCAGGCCGUCAUGACCGUAAUCUACCGCUUUAAGCCGACGCAGGUCGACAUCUCGUCAACUUUUCUCGUCCUCCUCAUCUGGGCCCUCGGCGUCGCCUGGGCCAAGCUGCUCCCCACCCGCGACAGCCUCGAGCGGCGCUACGGCAAGGGCAGGCUCCCCGCUCGCAUCGUCGCCCUCGCCCACGCCGUCAAUCCAGGCCCGUUCGGCCUGAAGGAACACGUUGUGGCCACCAUCGCCGCCACGUCGGCGUCGGGCGCAUCCCAGGCCAUCGACGUCUUCACCACCCAGAAGCUCUUCUACCCCGCCAACACGGUCACUGCCACCACCGCCGUGCUGGGCACCGUCUCGAUCAGCAUGUUCGGCUACGGGCUCGCUGGGUUCUUCAGACCCAUUCUCGUGUACCCUUCUCAGAUGGUGUUCUGGUCCCAGCUGCCUACAAUCGACGUCUUCCAGGUGCUCCACUGGGGUGAAGUCGCCCGCAACGCCCGGCGCACGAAGAUAUUCUGGUUCAGUCUGGCGGGAAUGGGCGUCUUUGAGGUCUUCCCAGCUUACAUCGCGCCCUGGCUCAACUCGAUCUCGGUGCCCUGCCUGGCCGCCAUCAAGGCCACCGGCCAGACGGCGCGGACCCUCACCAACGUCUUCGGAGGCUCCAACUCCAACGAGGGCCUCGGCCUGCUGAGUGUCAGCCUCGACUGGCAGUACAUCACCAGCAGCGCCACCUCGCUCCCGCUCAAGCAGCAGGGCAACGCUUGGAUCGGCAUCGCCAUCUGCUACGUCGCCAUGGCCGCCAUCUACUAUAGCAACACCUGGUCCGCCAAGACCUUCCCGUUCAUGUCGACGUCGCUCUUCUCGUCGGACGGGUCAAAGUACCCGCAGAACUCGGUGUUCGUCGGCGGCGUCCUCGACCGCACGCGGCUGGCCCAGCACGGCUUCCCCUCGGUCGCCGGCACGUACGCCUGGGGCAUGCUGGCGCGCAACCUGGCCAUCGGCGGCAUGAUCGCCCACGUCAUCCUCUUUUGGGGCAGGGACGUCAUCGUGGCCAUCAAGCAGAGCCGGAAUCGCAGCCAGCCGGACCGCCACUGGAUCGCCAUGCAGCGCUACCGCGGGGCGCCGUGGUGGUGGUACGCCGCGUGCAUCCUUAUCUCGUUCGUCCUCGGCCUCGUCAUCUCGAUCACGGAGAACACGACGCUGCAGCCGGGAAGCUACAUGGGAUCGCUCGCCGUCGGUUCCAUCAUCGCCCCCUUUUCCGCCGUCCUCUACGCCAUCCUCGGCAACGGGAUCAGCACCAACCAGCUUGUCAAGAUGGUCGCCGGCGUCAUCUCGCCCGGCAGGCCCCUGGCCAACCUCUACUUCUACGCCUGGUCCCACGAAAUCAUCUCGCAGUCGAUCAACUUUUCCGGCGACCUCAAGCUCGGCCAGUACCUCAAGAUCCCGCCGCGCACCAUGUUCGUGACCCAGGUCAUUGGGACCAUCUACGGUGCCGCCGUCUCGUACGCUGUCAUGACGUCGAUUGUCUCGCAGAAGCUCGAGGUGCUCCUUGACCAGAACGGCAGCAGCGCCUGGUCGGGCGCCUACUUCCAGUCGCUCAACGCUUCGGCCGUCACCUGGUCGCUAGCAAAAUACAUGUACGGGUCCAAGACGCCGUACUUUGUGAUCCCCAUGGCCGUCCUCAUCGGUAUGGCCGCCGUUGUCGUCCACUGGAUCAUCCACCGUCGCUUCCCGACUGUGGCGGGCUACUCGACGUCGGACCUGGUGCUGCCCACCGUCUUCCUCUACUCGGCCUGGCUGACGUCGGGCCAGAACUGCAUUAUGCUCUCCACCAUCCUCGUCGGCGUCGUCUCGCAGGUCGUCGUCCGCACCCGCUUCCCGCGCCUCUUUCGCGACUACAACUACCUCGUCGGCGCCGGGCUCGACGGCGGCGCGCUCAUCGCCAUGUUUGUCCUGUCGUUUGCCGUCCUUGGAGCUGCCGGCCGACCCAAGCCGUUUCCGACGUGGUUUGGCAACGCCGAUGGCUACGCGGACCACUGCCCAAAGCCCCACUCGUAG
Molecule: messenger RNA, 2343 nt
Organism: Pseudozyma flocculosa PF-1
Lineage: Eukaryota; Fungi; Basidiomycota; Ustilaginomycetes; Ustilaginales; Ustilaginaceae
Exons: 2
Coding region: 1-2343 (780 amino acids)
Biological process (GO): transmembrane transport
Molecular function (GO): oligopeptide transmembrane transporter activity
Source: RefSeq, a predicted model, not a curated record